Molecule: messenger RNA, 4937 nt
Organism: Rhinolophus ferrumequinum (greater horseshoe bat)
Lineage: Eukaryota; Metazoa; Chordata; Mammalia; Chiroptera; Rhinolophidae
Gene: NRDE2
Product: NRDE-2, necessary for RNA interference, domain containing
Exons: 14
Coding region: 34-3543 (1169 amino acids)
Biological process (GO): negative regulation of RNA catabolic process; regulatory ncRNA-mediated post-transcriptional gene silencing
Cellular component (GO): catalytic step 2 spliceosome
Molecular function (GO): protein binding
Source: RefSeq, a predicted model, not a curated record
CUCACUACCGGCGGCCACUCGCCGCCGCCAUUUAUGUGGCCGGGAACGGCGGUGCGGCCUGUCAUCAUGGCGCUGUUUCCGGCCUUUGCUGGCGUUAGUGAGGCUCCCGAUAGCGGGAGCUCCAGGAAAGAAUUAGACUGGCUGAGCAACCCAAGCUUUUGUGUGGGAACCAUAACAUCUCUGAGCCAGCAAACCGAAGGGGCCACAGCUCUUGCUUCUGAAGGGUCGCCACUGACAAGGAGUCCUCUGAAGUCAGAGCCUUCAGAUGAAAGUGACACUAACGAAAAACUCAAACAAGCAAGCAGAAAAAAGAAGAAAGAGAAAAAGAAGAAAAGGAAGCAUCAACACCACAGGAAAACCAAGAGAAAACAUGGGCAGUCAAGUAGCAGUGGCUCUGAGUUCGAUACUGAUUCUGAAAAGGACCAGUUGUCCAGAAGCAGAGACAGUAAAAAAGAAUCAGAGAAAGUGAAUCAAGAAAAAGCUGCUGCUGCUGAUAUUGGACAUUGCUUUAUUUGGCUUGAGGACAUUCAGGCUCUGACAGGAGAAACCUUCAGAACAGAUAAGAAACCGGAUCCUGCAAACUGGGAGUAUAAGUCGCUCUACCGAGGAGAUAUAGCAAGAUACAAGAGGAAAGGAGACUCCUGCCUUGGCAUUAACCCUAAGAAGCAGUGUAUAUCCUGGGAAGGGGCUUCCACAGAAAAGAAGCGUUCCCACAAGCACGCCGAGCGCUAUUUUACGAAGAAGAACGUGGGAUUGAUGAAGGUUGACGGAGUUGCCAUCAGCAGAAAAACCGAACCUCCCUCAUCUGAGCCAGUCUCGUUUAUCCCAGUGACGGGCUCCGACGAUGUGGUCCCUUCUGUUACAACCUGGUUGAACCCUCUGGGGAUCUAUGAUCAGUCCACCACGCAGUGGUUACAAGGACAGGGUCCUUCAGAGCAAGAGUCAAAGCAGCCGGACUCACAGACAGACAGAGAGAACGUGCUUCUCAAGGCCAAGGUGGAGGAGUUCAACAGGAGGGUUCGGGAGAAUCCGCGGGAUAUUCAGCUGUGGAUGGCGUUUGUUGCUUUCCAGGAUGAGGUCAUGAAAAGUCCGGGCCUGUAUGCCAUCGAGGAAGGGGGGCAGGAAAAGCGGAAGAGGUCCCUGAAGCUCGUUCUGGAGAAGAAGCUGGCCAUCCUGGAGCGGGCCAUUGAAAGCAACCAGAGCAGUGUGGAUCUGAAACUCGCCAAGCUGCAGCUCUGCACCGAGUUCUGGGAACCCUCCACGCUGGUCAAGGAGUGGCAGAAACUGAUAUUCCUACAUCCCAACAACACAGCCCUUUGGCAGAAGUACCUUUUAUUUUGCCAGAGCCAGUUUAGCACCUUUUCAGUAUCAAAAAUUCACAGUCUUUAUGGAAAGUGCUUGAGCACUUUGUCUGCUGUGAAGGAUGGCAGCAUCCUGUCCCACCCUGAGUUGCCUGGCACCGAAGAGGCCAUGUUUGCACUCUUUCUUCAGCAGUGCCACUUCCUGCGCCAGGCUGGCCACUCGGAGAAGGCUGUCUCUCUGUUCCAGGCCAUGGUUGACUUCACCUUCUUCAAACCUGACAGCGUGAAAGAUUUGCCUACCAAAGGACAGGUAGAAUUCUUUGAGCCCUUUUGGGACAGUGGAGAGCCCCGGGCCGGGGAGAAGGGCGCCCGAGGCUGGAGAGCAUGGAUGCACCAGCAGGAGCGGGGCGGCUGGGUGGCCGUCAGUCCAGAUGACGACGACGAUGACCCCGAGGGUGAUGAACAGGAAAUCAGAGACAAGACGCUGCCCAGGUGGCAGGUGUGGCUUGCUGCUGAGCGGUCCCGAGACCAGAGGCACUGGCGGCCGUGGCGCCCUGAUAAGACCAAGAAGCAAACUGAGGAAGACUGUGAGGAUCCCGAGAGGCAGGUGUUGUUUGACGAUAUUGGACAAUCCCUAAUCCGACUUUCCAGCCAAGAGCUUCAGUUUCAGCUGAUUGCAGCCUUUCUGCAGUUCUUGGGUGUGCCUUCUGGGUUCGGCCCUCCGGCCUCCUGCCUCUAUCUGGCCAUGGAUGAGAACAGCAUCUUCGAUAAUGGACUUUGUGAUGAAAAACCAUUGACUUCUCUCAACCUGUCAUAUUCUGGCGUCAGCUGUGUUGGCCGCACGGACCAGUUGGGCUGCUGGCGCUGGACCAAGGGUCACAACCGAGAGGGCGAGGAAUUCAUCCGUAACAUUUUCCACCUUGUGAUGCCUUUGUUUUCAGGCAAGGAGAAAUCUCAGCUGUACUUCUCCUGGUUCCAGUACGAGAUGGCAAAGGUCAUUUGGUGUCUGCACACUAAAAACAAGAAGAGAUUAAAGUCACAAGGAAAGAAUUGCAAAAAGCUAGCCAAGAAUCUCCUUAAGGAGCCAGAAAACCGUAAUAAUUUUUGCCUCUGGAAACAGUAUGCACAUCUGGAGUGGUUGCUUGGCAACACAGAGGACGCCAGGAAAGUGUUCGAUACAGCACUCAGCCUGGCAGGGAGCAAGGACCACGAACUCUGUGAACUCAGUCUGCUUUACGCUGAACUGGAGGUGGAGCUAUGGUCAGACCUCAGGGGCGCCCCCCCAGCCCGAGCUGUUCACGUUUUGACCAGACUGACUGAGAACGGCCCCUAUGGACCCUUUACCGGGCCAGUGUUGGCCGUGCACAUUCUGAAAGCUCGGAAGGCUUAUGAGCACGCACUGCAGGACUGUUGGGGUGAGAGCCGUGUCUCCGAUCCAGCUACCCGUAGUCGCCUGAUCAGCUUGGCCAAAUGCUUUAUGCUCUUCCAGUAUCUGACUGUAGGGAUCGAGGCUGCUGCGCGUGUGUACGAGCAGGUAUUUGCAAAACUGAAGGGCUGUGAUGCCCCCGAAGGCCCCGGCCUGGAGGACAGCGCCAGCCCCCAGAGUGUGGGCGGUGUCCUCGAGGCCGUCACACUGAUGCACACCAGCCUGCUCAGAUUUCACUCCAGAGUCAGUGUCUGCCCUCUGGCUCCUCUGCGAGAGGCGCUCUCCCAGGCUUUAAAGUUGUACCCGGACAACCAGGCUCUUUGGAGGUCCUAUGUGCAGGUUCAGAGUAAGUCCCACGAUGCCAGUAAGACCAGAAGAUUCUUCGAUGCCAUCACCAGGUCUACGAAAUCCUUGGAGCCUUGGCUGUUUGCAAUUGAAGCUGAGAAAAUGAGGAAAAGACUGGUGGAAACGGUUCAGAGGGUAGAUGGCAGAGAGGUCCACACCACAAUUCCUGAGACUGGCUUGACACAUCGGAUCAAAGCCCUGUUUGAAAAUGCGAUACGGAGUGACAACGGCGGCCAGUGCCCCUUACUGUGGAGGAUGUAUUUGAAUUUUUUGGUUUCCUUAGGAAAUAAAGAAAGAAGUAAAGGUGUGUUCUACAAAGCACUGCAGAAUUGUCCUUGGGCAAAGGUGUUGUACAUGGACGCCGUGGACUACUUCCCCGAUGAGAUGCAGGUGGUCCUGGACCUGAUGACCGAGAAGGAACUCCGAGUGCGCCUGCCCCUGGAGGAGCUGGAGCUUCUGCUUGAGGACUAGGGACCAAGGCGGUCGCCUGCCCCGUGGGAGCCAGGAUGAGCGAGACGGGUGACACACGCGUGUGAGCGUGUUAGCAGACCCCUGCUUUUUAAGUUUUUCUAGAUCAUUUGUGUCUGGGUUAGCAGUCUCUCACCUCUUGCAUUUUUUGGAUGUGACACAAAAGCUAUCAUUUUACAUAUUAUAUAUGUGACUGUAUGUAUGUACAUAAACCAUCGGGCCAAGUGAUACCUGUUGUGGUUGCUGUGUCCUGCUCCCCCUCUGCCUAGCUAGUGCCAGCCCCACCGUGGUGAAUGGACCUGCCCAGCUGGCAUCCUUGGUGGUCCUGCCAAGUCCUUUGGGUUUUGCAGAUAAGGUCUGGUUACUCAACACCAGGAGCUCCUCCCCCGGGGCUGGUUAGUAGGAGAGCAGAUUUUGCCCUUCCAACCAUAACAGUGGGGGGUCGUUUAAAAGUUGGUGUUCUGUCCUGUAUCCAGUGUAGUUUCCUGUUAUGCCCUGAGCCUUCCUAGGUGACGCCUGUGGCCCCACAGCCUCACAUGGCAGCUUGUCAGAAAUGCACUCAGGUCCCUCCCUGCAGAAUCAAAAUCUGUGCUCAAACCAGACCCUUGGGGACUUGUGUGCACAUUAGGGUGGAGAGCAUGACCUGAAGAAACAGUGUCCUGCCUAAGGGGAGCCUGCCAGCGACCACUGACACGGAGUGGAGAAUGGAGCCAGCGGCUUCCCACCACAGCCAGCCCUGCCUGAGGUGUGCCGAAGGUAUGCGUUCACGUGGUGUGCGUCAGUGCUCAGGUGGGACAGCCCCGCCUGGCCCCCACCUUGUUUUGAUUUCUAAGGGUAUCCGGCUUCACUCGGGCUUUUUAAAAUCAUGAUCUGUAGAGUUGCUGAAGAAAAAUUUCUUCGGCACCUCAUCCAGAGAAGCCAGUGUUGUGGAAUAGGACUUUGGCUAGAAACUGAUGGACACUGGGGAAAAGGAGGGAAGGCGACAGAGCUGCAGCACUUGGUAGGGCGGUGUCUCGGAGCAUCCAAGGAAGUGGGCCAGCCAAGUGGACGCUUGCUGCCCACUCAGUGGUGUUACGACUAAACUGUUCAGAAAGGAAAGUGCAGGAAACAGAUGGAAAAAAGGGGAGAGGCCCUGACACAUUUGUGGGCGCUCUUGAGCAAAAUGAAGUUUCUGAACCCAAGAACAAGGACAGGCAGGGCUGGUAUGAGAUUCUUCAUCCCUGACCUGUUGAGAUUUUUGGGAAACCUCAGUCUCUUAGCACCGAUAUUCUUUCCUGCCCCCAGAGUGCUGAGAACGCACAGCUCCACAGACGUUCCAGAAGGGAAAGCUGUUUCCUUCGGAAGCCACAGCCACAUGAACUCAGUGUUUACUGCUAAAGAACCAAGAUAGCUGGUUC